This is a messenger RNA of Haemorhous mexicanus (house finch), 734 nucleotides long. It is a transcript of the gene CISD2, whose product is annotated as CDGSH iron sulfur domain 2. Gene Ontology annotation, cellular component: mitochondrial outer membrane; intracellular membrane-bounded organelle. The transcript has 3 exons. Gene Ontology annotation, biological process: regulation of autophagy; autophagy of mitochondrion. The coding region runs from base 64 to 468 and encodes 134 amino acids. NCBI's taxonomy places the organism in Eukaryota, Metazoa, Chordata, Aves, Passeriformes, Fringillidae. Gene Ontology annotation, molecular function: 2 iron, 2 sulfur cluster binding. The record is from RefSeq and is a predicted model, not a curated record.
CAGCGCGUGCGCGGCGGGCGCAUCCCGGGUCGGCGCGCGGGGGGACGGCGGGAGAGGCUGGCAAUGGUGCUGGAGACUUUGGCCCGCAUCGUCAAGGUCCAGCUGCCCGCGUACCUCAAGCGCCUGCCGCUGCCCGAGAGCGUCGGCGGCUUCAUCCGCCUCACAGUUUCAGAAUGGCUGCGGUUACUGCCUUUCCUGGGUGUGCUGGCCUUGCUCGGUUACCUUGCUGUUCGUCCCUUCCUCCCCAAGAAGAAACAGCAGAAGGAUAGCUUGAUUAACCUCAAGAUCCAGAAGGAAAAUCCCAAAGUAGUGAAUGAGAUCAACAUUGAAGAUCUGUGCCUCACUAAAGCUUACUGCAGGUGUUGGCGUUCAAAGACGUUCCCUGUCUGUGAUGGCUCCCACAACAAGCACAAUGAGUUGACAGGAGAUAAUGUAGGUCCACUAAUACUCAAGAAGAAAGAAGUAUAGCAGAUGCUUAAUCUAGAUCUUGACUGAUAAAAAGUCUUUUAUACUGUUGUAGUUGCAAGGGACAGCGUUUUGUUAUGUGAUUGGUAUGAUUUAGUUUCAUGAUUGCUGUAGAUUUCUUUUUGGAAUAAAUUGCAUUUAGACAGUGAUGAAUUUGUCACUGUUUUGGUACCUUAUUCUGAGAAGAAUUUUGCCUGCUUUGUAAAACUGUAAAGUACCUAUCUCUGUAAAUAAGUCGUUUAUUUCAAUAAUAAAUUGACUUUCUACAA